Molecule: messenger RNA, 3638 nt
Organism: Colletes gigas
Lineage: Eukaryota; Metazoa; Arthropoda; Insecta; Hymenoptera; Colletidae
Product: slit homolog 2 protein-like
Exons: 6
Coding region: 630-3461 (943 amino acids)
Molecular function (GO): protein binding
Source: RefSeq, a predicted model, not a curated record
CGUUUCGAUCCAUCGAUGCGAGACACACGGCGGUGCAAGCUUACCGAGAAUCUCGGCUUCCUGGUGCAUCGCUGCUUCGAUCAGAGAAACAGUUAGAUGCAAUUAGUGCUUCGACGUUCUAAUUAUCGAUCGAUUUCGUCCCGACUCGCAUGGUACCAGGCGCGAAACGUUAAUUCCCUUUGAAUUCCCGCCGAUCCGAUCGUAAACUUUCGAGAUCGACGUUUCACGGCGUUAUCCUUGGUUCUAUUUCAAAAUCUUAACUAUCGGCUGGUGCCUUGGUCCUUGUAGUUCGUCUAUUUCCGAGCAGUUUGGAAACUUCCAGUGCAUUCUUGCGAAGAUGGUGAGGAGGAGGGAGCCAGGUGACCUGUGAACAAUUUAGGACAUCGUGCGAUCAGUCGAGAGUUCAACGUUGUUUUUUCCCAACCGCUCGUUUAGCAAUCGAGAGCAAGACAUCGGUGACAAGUGCUCCGAAGGGGAAAAAAAAUCACCGUGACUAUACACGGCUGUUUCGUUUAAAUGUGGCCAUGGUGAGCGGUGGCAAGUUGCAUUUCCGGUCUGCGAGAGAGGAGAGUUAAAGCUUCGCUCGACACACGCCUCCAGUUAACGCGACAAGCCUACUAUUAAGAAAAAUGGCGAUGCAUCUGAUUCUACUCUGGGCGUUGGUCGCCCUAAUUGGCCGGGUACACGGCAAAUGCAGCGUAGCGCCGUUUGUGGAUGAUGAACGGUCGAUCGCCUACGCUUGUACACACGGUGACCUGAACGACCUCGAUGAGAUAUCCAGCGAGGCAGAGUGGAUAGAGUUCACGGUGUCGAGGUUCCAUAUUAUACCAGACAGCGCGUUCCAGCGAUUCAAGAACCUGAGGAGACUGUCCUUCUACAACUGCCAUGUGAACUUCACCGAUCCAGAUGCAUUCGCUGGCCUAACUCGACUGGAGUGGCUGAUAUUCCACGGGACCAAGAUCUACGUGGCCAGGAACCCAUGGUUCCGCCAUUUACCUAACUUGAGAAAGCUGAUCUUGGAUAGGUGCGGUUUAAUGCACAUCGAGCACGACGUUUUUCGCGCGUUGCCCAGACUUGAAACGCUGAGUCUGCGCGAUAAUGAUCUGGAUUGCUUACCGAUCGAGGAACUCUCGCAUCUGCGAGAGCUCAGGGUCAUGCGGAUCGACGGCAAUCCUUGGCUCUGCAACUGUCGAGAAAGAUUGGACAGGUACAUUCGGGAUCGUUCUCUCGUCCCGGAACUGGAAUGCCCGAAGGAGAUCUACCUGUGCAGGAAAUAUCAGUGUAUGACGCAAGUUGGAUUCACAAUACAAUCGACCAACAAUUGUAACUGGGAACACGCAAGGAUUCAUGGCAACGAAUUCCAUACGAAUGUGUUCACAUCCUUGGACAGACUUCCGGACAAGACCAUCAGGAUCGAGAUUUCCGGCAUGACGAUCGACACUCUCCCGAGAUAUGGAUUCUUCCGUUUCGGAAAUAGCUUGCAAAGUUUAGAACUGAAUAACUGUCAGAUAAAUAGGAUCGAGAGCGGUGCUUUCGCGGGUUUGCACAGGCUGCAGCGCCUUUCGUUGUUCGGUAAUCGAUUUCCGGUCGUGGGUGCAGACUGGUUUCGAGAUCUCGUUAAUCUUCAACAAUUGAUAUUACGAAAUAACAGUAUCGAACAGAUCGAACGAACGGCGUUAUGGCAUUUAGGCAGCAGUUUACGAUUUCUCGAUAUUAGAAACAAUCGACUACGAUGCAUCGCCGUCGAGGAGUUGACCGAAUUAAAAAAAUUGGAAAGAUUGGACGCGAUUGGUAAUCCGUGGAUCUGCGCGUGUCGCAGAAAUCUUCAAACUUUUCUAACGCAAAAGAACAUUGGAUUCGAGAUCAAUGCAGGUCGAUGCUACGAGAACGAGAAUGAUAUUCCAAACGAUACCAACAGAUGGCGACCACAGAACGUGGAUCCUUCGGUUACUACGGGCAGAGUGCACUGGGCAUCGUUCGCAGACUGCAUUAAGCAAUCAAAUAUCACGAUCGCCAGACCAGUCCCUUCGGCCCCACCGACAGAACCUCCAGUUGUAACGUCGCAACCACCCACCUACGCGGGUAGUUGCUACCGCGAGAAGACCACGGAACAAUCAAGACCGAUCUACACCUGUCGAGGUAUUACCUCGAUAGAAGAAUUUAAUCUAAUACCUCCUACUGCGCACACGAUCCGCGUUAUCUUGUCGAACAUUAAGAAGAUUCCUCAGGGCACUUUCGCGCGCUUCAACGGCUACCUAUCGAAGCUCGAGCUUCGAGAUUGCGGUAUCGAGACGAUCGAGCCUCGUGCCUUUUACAAGCUAUACAAUCUCGAGUAUUUGUCUCUUAAAAAUAAUCAGCUGAAUAUUGUCAACGGGGAGACGGUACAGGGUCUGUCCAACCUGAGGCAUCUGGAUCUAUCCCAUAAUAAUAUAUACUUAAUAACGAACGACGCGUUCGAUGACAUACCGUACCUCACGAGCCUCGACGUAUCUGAAAAUUCCAUGAACUGUAUCGGCAUCGAGUACAUGGCUAAUCGUUUACGAUAUUUGUCGACACUGCACGUCGCCAACAAUCCUUGGAGCUGCCUGUGCGGGACGAAACUGGCCGACUUUCUGGACACCCACAGAAUUCAUUACGACAAACAUACGUUGUUGCUGAAGGAAGACUGUUACGCCACAAAAUUUCCCACAACAACCACCAUUCCCCCUGCAACGACCCCUAGCGUACCGACUUUCAACGAAACCAUCGAAGGGACCUGUACUGUUCGCGACGAUACAGCAGGAAUUCGAUACCAGUGCACCGGCGGAAAUUUAUUGCUACUGCAAUCGUUACCGCCAGAGGUUACCGCGAUCGAGUUUAACGAAGGACAUCUGCCACGCUUGCCGGCAGGAUGCCUGUCCAAGUAUACGAAUUUGCGUGAACUCGUCAUUAGAAAUUCUGGCUUGAUCACCAUGGAACACGGCACGUUCGAUGGUUUAAACAAACUCAAGAAUCUAACGAUUCAAGAUAAUCCUUUAGAGAUGAUCGGAUCGUCCUGGCUCGCUUUAGAAAGUCUCGAAAAACUGGAUCUACGCGGCAAUUCGAUCAACUAUAUUGCCCCCGGUGCUUUUCGAAACUUGAAUAGUCUCACCUAUUUGAAUCUAGAAGGUAACGAUCUUAAAUGUAUAUUUACCAGUGACUUGAACGACAUGCCUAACGUAUAUAUCGUUGAGUUUUCUGGAAAUCCUCUAAAAUGGAGGUGCAGAGUCGAAUUGGAACAAUUUCUUGAGGGUCGCAAAAUCAGAUUCGUAAGAAUCGAGAAUUCUUGCGAGGGCAAAAAAUUGAUGAGGAAUCUUCUGUUGCAAAACAAAACCGAUGGCACGUUCGAUUGCCCGUCUCAAUGUUCGGCAGCAUCCCAUAUUCGCCGACAUGUCUUCCCGUCAGUGUUCGCGUUACUACAGUUGAUUAUUGCGAUCUAUUAAAGAAAUUAAUCGCACGAUUGAAGCUCGAUACUUAACUAUAGUACAAUAAUAUGUGUUCAUUAAUUCCAUUUGCAUCAUUUGCGAAUAGAGAGUGUACGGUGGUUUUUAAGAGUUAAAUGUGAUGGUAAGGGCAUAUUGCCCAUUUUUUCGUAUGAUGCAAAUGAUGCAAAAUACGUA